AUGCUCUCAUCCCUAGACCUCCCCCGCUCCCCCAACUUCUUCCUCCAAGCCUCCGCCAGCAUAUGCAUUUCCUACAUCCUCCUAUCACUCCUCCUCAACUACUUCUCCGUCCAAGCCCGAUGGUUUCGAAAGCAAGAAUGGAUCGGGUACCGGAAAGAAUGGUUCUCAGGCGUACGCGCUCACUUGCGAUCGAUUCUCGGCACGCGCGAAACGGUCAUGGCCAACUACGAGAGACUCAAUAAUCAAAGCUUCCUCGCGAUUCCGCAAUUCAUGAGUAAACCUUUGCUGCUGCUGCCGCCGAAAAAGUUGCGGGAACUUUGCCAGAAAUCGGAGGAUGAGGCGAAUCUCUAUAUUGUGCUGACGGAGUUUUUGGCGAUAGAGUAUACGAUGCAAGACGACGUUACUCGAGACCCAUUUCAUCUGAGUAUUGUGAAGCAUCAACUCACCCGCAAGCUGCCGAUUAUGACAGCGGACAUCCAAACUGAGCUGGCACUGGGAUUCGAUCAGCACUGGCAAGUCGAUGUUGGCAAUGAAUGGAGGACGAUUUCGGCAUUCGGGACAUGUACCAGUAUUAUCAGUCGAGCGGCGAAUCGUGUCUUCUGCGGACCAGAUCUAUGUCGCAAUGAAGAGUUUCUGAAGCACGUCAACCAUUAUUCGGAAUAUUCAUUCCGGACGAGCGGCAUCCUCAACAUGCUUCCCAAAUGGAUGCGCCCACUGGCUGGUCCGAUGAUUGCUCGACGCAUGUUGCGGGCACCUCUCCAUGCUUGCAGACAGCACGCCGUGCCAGUCAUCCAGGAGAGAGUGGAAAGGAUACGAUAUGGUAUGCAGGACGAAGCUGACCGUCGAUCUCAGAAUGACGCUCUACAAUGGGUGAUUGAGCAGUGCAUUGCGCGCGACGAUGCUCUCGAGCUGGACGCAGACCGGAUUCUACGUCGCUUGAUCGGACUCAAUGUUGUCGCGCUCCACACCACUAGCAUUGCCAUGGUGAAUGCUCUCCUGGACCUGUACUCUUCGCCGCGUGCCGCCGAGUAUGUGGAAGGUCUCCGCGAGGAGUGCUCUCGUGUGCUGAAGUCGUACGGGGGAGAAUGGCAGAAGGGAGUGGUGAAUGAGCUGUUCCGGAUCGACAGCACCAUCAAAGAAAGCAUGCGCCUGCAUGCCAUCUUUACGGUUGGGACACUUCGAGAAGUCACGAAGAAGGAUGGCGUUGAUCUUGGAGACGGCUGGCGAGUUCCACAUGGAGUUCGUCUCGCCACGCCGAUUGUCGCCAUUCACCGAGACGAGCACUUUUACCCAAAUGCAUACGAGUUUGAUGCCUUCCGCUUCUCCAGAGAUCAGGAGCAGGUCGAUGGUGACAAGGCGACUCUCGAGAAGCGCAGUCAAGCGAUGGUCACGACGAGCGAGAGCUACCUGUCGUUCGGGCACGGUCGUCAAGCGUGUCCCGGCAGGUUCUUCGCAUCGCAGGAGAUGAAGCUCAUGCUCGCGCACAUCGUGAUGAACUACGAUGUGAAGCUGCCAGGACCCAGGCCCAAGACGUACGACUUCAAGCACGCGUCUGUGCCUGAUCCCAGGUCGCAGCUCAUGAUUCGGCGGCGAGAGGCACCGGCGGAGGUGUGA
Molecule: messenger RNA, 1614 nt
Organism: Pseudocercospora fijiensis CIRAD86
Lineage: Eukaryota; Fungi; Ascomycota; Dothideomycetes; Mycosphaerellales; Mycosphaerellaceae
Exons: 4
Coding region: 1-1614 (537 amino acids)
Molecular function (GO): iron ion binding; monooxygenase activity; heme binding
Source: RefSeq, a predicted model, not a curated record